UUGUCGAAUACAUGGUGUACCACAGUGAAUUAGCAGCCAUUCUACAGCCAUACACAAGUAAAGGCGACCAAAGGGCGGCGGUGCCAUGACAACAAGUAUGACUGACUGUUUUGUGACCUUCUUUGUUGUUGGGAAGGUUAUUGGAGUUAAUCGGUACGAAGUUAUCGUUGGAUGCCUGGAACCAAAUGAAAUCUAUCUUUGUCUCGACGAUUGGAAACAAAAAUCAUUCGUAACUCUAGCUGUGAGCGGGAAGUUUGCUUCAUUAGAGAGGCAAAGCUAUCGUUUUCAAGUAGAAGGCAAGUAUGAGUUUCUUGGAGAAUAUAAUGACCAUCUAGAACGGACGCCAAGAGAAGCGAACUACCGCAGCCUCCUUGUUGAAGUAUCACAAUGCAAGGAUGCAUCUCUUUGUGGAUGCAUUAACAUUUAUACAGCUGGGGAUCACAAGUCUCGCCUCGUCACGCAGCUGCCUCUUCCGCUGAUAGCUGAGAUUGAGGCGUCUCCCAGAGUUGAAGCUCCUUGGCCUAUGAACAAAAACAGAAGGCAUGUUCUAAACAGCUUCUUUGUCAGUGUUGUUAAGGAUAUGACACCUGACAUUACGUUAUUUAAAGAACUUGGUUUAAGUGAUGAUGAAAUAAAACGCAUCUGUGACUACACAUCUUGUACAGAUACAGAAUACAGUGGUUUUAUGAUGUUGGACAAAUGUCGUGAAAAGGAAAGGGACAACGCGACCUUCUUGAAGACACUUGUCGUAGCUCUCGGUAAAGUCCAACAGAAUAACGUCAAACUCUUGCUGGUUGAGAACAUCAGGCACUGGUUAGCUGUUUCUACACCUGAUGAAGAUGAUGAAACAUUUGCAAAAGAGCUCUCUUCUUUUGUAAACGAUUUCAAAGGACAAGGACUGAUCACCCCACCAGGUGAUUACAGGAACACAACGUACAUUGAGACAACAAAUUUCAAAGAGGCAUCUCUGAGGAAUGUGGACAUCAGGUUUGGUGUGCAAAAACGAGUUGGUGCUGAGAAGACCUUCUUACGACUAACGUACUCUGAGCCAGAAGAUAACCCAUACGGACUUGUUGCAAAGAUGGAUGAAGCAUUUUUUGGAGAUCUCAUUGAAUGGUGCAUAUCCACUCCCAGUAUUGAUUUUGCAAUAGUGUUCCAUUUAGAGGAAGGACCUGGUCGGUAUUCUGAGCUAAUUUUAAGAUAUGCAACAAUUGGACAUAAACAGGAAGAAGCUCCGGUUGACACAGUAUUCAUACAAGAACGGCAACGCUGGGAAGCAACAACUCAGAUCACUGUCGGUCCUCGGGGAUGGUUUGUGUUGUGCACGAGGCCGAAGGAAACUCUGACGGAAGUACCAGUUGAUGGAUGUACGGUUGUUUACGAACUGGAUGAAAGGGUACAAAUACACAUUCCAAAGAACGCAUUCGAAUGCCCAGGAAGCAUGAUUCUUAAGACCUGUGAAGAUCAGCAGCCCAACCUUGCUGUGAGAGAUGACUAA
Haliotis rubra (blacklip abalone) is the source of this 1498-nucleotide messenger RNA. RefSeq lists its product as uncharacterized. The transcript is spliced from 8 exons. Bases 86 to 1498 code for a protein of 470 amino acids. The record is from RefSeq and is a predicted model, not a curated record. Lineage: Eukaryota; Metazoa; Mollusca; Gastropoda; Lepetellida; Haliotidae.